Molecule: messenger RNA, 1504 nt
Organism: Cygnus atratus (black swan)
Lineage: Eukaryota; Metazoa; Chordata; Aves; Anseriformes; Anatidae
Gene: CAPNS2
Product: calpain small subunit 2
Exons: 1
Coding region: 135-881 (248 amino acids)
Molecular function (GO): calcium ion binding
Source: RefSeq, a predicted model, not a curated record
CAUGCACAGACACGGUAAAGUCUAAGCAUGCAGAUAAGCUGUGUUCUGCCCACACCCAGCUCAGACACAGUACGGCUUUGGAGAGUUACAGAAGCACUGGAUCUCUGAGUAACUCCCUUCAGAAAAUCUUCGCCAUGUUCCUGGCUAAAGCUUUGCUGAGUGGAGGAAGCGGUAGUGGCCGUGGAGGAAGCCUCGCACGUGGCCUUGGAGGACUCCUCACAGGAGGCGGACAUGGAGGGAACCUUGGAGGACUUGUUGGAGGUCUUGUCAAUCUCAUAAGUGAAGCAGCAGCUCAUUAUAAUCCAGAGCCACCUCCACCUCCUCACAACCAUUUUACAAACGUUGAAGCUCAUGAGAGCGAGGAGAUUAGACAGUUCCGUCGCCUUUUUGUCCAGCUGGCUGGAGAUGAUAUGGAAGUGUCUGCUACCGAGCUAAGGGACAUCCUGAACAAAGUGCUUUCCAGACAUCAAGACCUGAAGACAGAUGGCUUCAGCUUAGACACAUGCCGUAGCAUGGUAGCAGUCAUGGACAGCGAUACAAAUGGCAAACUGGGCUUUGAAGAGUUCAAAUAUCUGUGGAACAACAUCAAGAAAUGGCAAUGCGUAUACAAGCAGUAUGAUACCAACCAGACAGGCGCUGUUGGGAGAGCUCAGCUGCCAGAGGCCUUGCGGGCUGCAGGGUUCCACCUGAACAAAGAGCUCUGCCAGGUAAUCGUGCGCAGAUAUGCCAGCGAGGACGGUAGCAUGGAUUUUAACAACUUCAUUAGCUGCUUGGUGCGGCUGGACAGCAUGUUCCGGACCUUCAAGUCCCUGGACCAAAAUGGAAGUGGGCAGAUCAAAAUAACCAUUGAAGACUGGCUGCAGCUGACCAUGUAUUCCUGAAGGCAUAGCAGAGAAGAAUAAGCUUUAUCUGAAAGAUACACAUGGAAGACUGCAAUCCUGUAUUAUCAAGCUGUAGUCUUUUCCUUAUUCUAAGGUAGAUGUAGGUAGAGGUACUUAGCUUAGCUUGAAGUGCUGUGAUUCCUCCUGUGCAUGUGUUAGUCUGCUAUUCUGGAGGGUUUGUGCAAGUUAUCAGUUGCGCAGAUGCAUAAGUCUGUCUCAGAAAACUAUCUCUACACUCUGAAAUGAGGGAAUAUGUUGAAGGAUCAAAGCUUAGUUAUUUCCUCACAUAAAGCAGGCUUGUAUUGGAAUAUAACUAUUAUUAAAAAAGCUCUAAGUAUGGUGGUGUUUUGUGAUGUUACUGUUCCAAUUUGUCAGCAUUCAGUAAGCUGAAAUAAAGCUCUGCUUGCCUGAAGGCAAGCAAACCAGUGGAGUUGAAUGGAUUCAUAAGUUGUGCAGUUAUUUCUAACAAGGGAAUAAACAUUAAAGUUGCAAUGACUGUAAUGAUCAAUGAAUUUACAUAGUCAUAUUUUACUUCCUUCCUACUUCUGCUUUUUCAUGCUUGUCUGCUGAAACAAAACCUGAGUAGAAGUGUCAGUUCUACCUGGUAGCCAGGACAAAAUUGA